AUGCCGAUUAAAUAUGCUGCGAGAACGAGCAUCUUAUCAAAGCAAUGGAGUCAGUUAUGGUACACACUGCCACAUCUGUUGUUUGAUCAUAUGUUUUUCCAGCAUGUAUCUAAUUACGCUGGUGGAAUAAUCCGUAAGAUUCUAAUGCAACAUACUGGACCUAUUUUGGGAUUUCAUCUCGUCUCUGAGACACGCAAACUAUCUCAGUCGUAUGUGGAUCGAUGCAUCGUGUUAGUAGCAAAUCAUGUUAUUCAGAAGCUCACUCUUGAUAUGGCAAAUGAUGAAUUAUAUACGUUGCCUGUUAGCGUAUUUACUUGUGCAGCGUUGACACAUUUGAAGUUAUCGAGGUGUAUUGUUAAGUUUCCUGAUAGUAACCGAUUUCCUAAACUUGUUGGUCUUCAGUUAGAAGAAGUUGAAAUUGACAGGCCAAAACAGACUACUCUUAUUCUGCCAAUGCUUGAGACGUUGGAGUUGAAAUAUUGUGAUGAUGUUGAUUAUGUUCGUAUUGUUUCUCUGAAGCUUGUGAACUUGUCUGUGCUUAGUACCUAUGCAAUAACAUUUCAGUGUUUUAAUGUGAACCCGAUAUUUAGAAAGAUUAAGCACCUCUGUUUGGAUGGAUCAUCCUUAAAGAAAUUAGGGUCGGUUUGUCCGUCAGAUAGGCUUGACGUAUCUCUAAACUUGCAAAGCCUGAAGAUUUGUGAUUUGAAGAUUUCUGUUAAACGUAUUAUGUGUGCACUUUGCCUACUGCGGAAUUCUCCUAACCUUGUUGAACUUGACAUAGAUGAAGUUGUAAAGGUUGAUAAAACAGUGUAUCACACAAUAGAACUGUUUGAUUACUUGUCUAAAGCAGAAAAAAAAGUGAGUGAAGCUCUGAAGCUGAUUCGAACAGUGAGGAUAGGUAAAUUCAAGGGUACAGUUACUGAAAUGUACUUGGUACAAGUCAUCCUAGCUCAUUCUUCGAAGCUUGAGAGGAUGAUCGUUCAACAGAAAAUGCAAAAAUUUGAGAGGUCUGAUGAAAUUUUGAAGGAGUUGAAAUGCUACCAUCGAGCAUCACCAAGUGCAGAAAUCAAGUACUCUAAGACUGAUUCAAGUGCGUGUUAA
Molecule: messenger RNA, 1101 nt
Organism: Solanum lycopersicum (tomato)
Lineage: Eukaryota; Viridiplantae; Streptophyta; Magnoliopsida; Solanales; Solanaceae
Product: F-box/FBD/LRR-repeat protein At1g13570-like
Source: RefSeq, a predicted model, not a curated record